Messenger RNA from Lachancea dasiensis, 840 nucleotides. NCBI's taxonomy places the organism in Eukaryota, Fungi, Ascomycota, Saccharomycetes, Saccharomycetales, Saccharomycetaceae. The record is from the annotation of a GenBank genome assembly.
AUGCUUCUCUCCAAGAUUGCUUUUACUGUUCUUCUCAGUGCAACGAGCGUACUAGGAUUGAAUGUGAAACAACCGCACUUGGCGCUCACAUCAUCUCAUAAGAAACCUCUGGCUUUAAGUCCGAUUAAUCAAGAUUUCGAGAAGGUACUACAGCCAGUUAUCAUUGAUAGGGCUAAUGAGACCAUUGAGCUUACAUUCUCCAUUGACACCGAAGAAAAGCCUCAACAGGCAACCCUGUUGUUGGGCUCCAUAUCGCGUGGGGUCGAAACUCACAUAGAACCACUUAUCAAAAAUGUGGACAGCGAAUCCACUUACAAGUUUGAGAUCGCGAUCGAAAAACUUCCCGAACCCCUGUUAUAUCUUGGUAUUAAAUCCAGAGAACCAUUGACUGCUUCUCUCAUACUCGCCAGCGAGAAUGCUCUCGCACAUAAUAUUUUUGUGGAGCUGUUUGAUUUGGAUCUGAUCUUUGACACCGAAGAAAAGCUCUCGUGGCCUUCCAGGCUAGGAGCCCAACCAGAGAUUACGCACAUUUUCAGAAGCACCCCUAAGACUGUUUCCCCACUCAUUGCACAGUUCACGAGUGUAAUUAUCGCUGGGUUUUUCCUGGCAUUGUUAGUAGCAUGGACAUACCUUGGAACAUUCUCCAGAGUUAACUUUACCAGCUAUGGUGGUGCGAUCUUUCACCUGAUCGCUUUUGUUGGUUGUGUAUUGGGUAUGGAGUAUGUUUUCACCCGCUAUUAUUUGGGUGCGAGCAUCUUUGAUACCUUGGGACAUGGGUUCUACGUGUCCUUAGGUGGCCUUUUCUUCGGUGGAAAGCUCUUGAAGUCCUUAUCCAUUUGA